Messenger RNA from Parnassius apollo (apollo), 6429 nucleotides. The record is from the annotation of a GenBank genome assembly. Lineage: Eukaryota; Metazoa; Arthropoda; Insecta; Lepidoptera; Papilionidae.
AUGUCUGCGUGCGCGCCGCGCGCUUGCUGUCGGCCGCGCGCCCCGCCGACCCUGCUGGACAUCACCGCGAAGAUCGUCGCCGCUGCGAUCCCCUUCCAACGCAUCGAGGAACGCUAUGAACGCAUCCCGGAGCCCGUGCAGCGGCGCGUCGUGUACUGGUCGUUCCCGCGGGACGAGCGCGACAUAUGCAUGUACUCGUCGCUGGCGCGGGCGCCGCCCGACGACCACCGGAACAUCGCCUUCUGCCGCGGCCUCAAGCUCCUCGAGGCCGGCUGCGUGGAGAACGUGCUACAAGUCGGUUUUCACUUGAGCGGAGUUGUGCGCGCGCCCGCCGCGGUACCGCCCUGCUCGGAGCCUGAAAGACUCUAUCGGGUCACAGUUUCUUUUGACAGAUGCAAGAUAACGGGCGUGACAUGCAGCUGCGAGGCGCGCGACAUCUUCUGGUGCCAGCACGUGGUAGCGCUGGCACUGUACCGCAUCAGGAACGCCGAUUCAGUCCGUCUACGUGUGCCUAUAUCAGAAACUCUGCUUCAAAUGGACCGGCAGCAGUUACAGAAGUUCGUCCAAUACCUAAUCGCGGAGCACCACACAGAGGUCCUGCCUACAGCGCAGCGUCUAGCUGACGAGGUGCUUCAGGCAAGGUCCGCGAUCAACAGGAUCUGCGGCGCCCCCGACCCUACCGCUGGACCACCGCCUGAUGCACACCACGCGUGGCAUCUCGAUGAACAGCAGGUGUGUGAACAAGUACGUGCGUAUCUACUACAGGGAACGUAUUACAAUGCAAAUAAACAACUCAACUCCUUGUUUUCUAAGGUAAGAGAAAUGCUCCGAGCACAAGACUCCAAUGGACCAAGGAUGCUUAUGCUCAUGACUGAACAAUUUCUCUCCGACCCGCGCCUUUUACUCUGGAGGAACCAAAACACGCCGAUGACGGAGAAGUGUAGGCAGCUUUGGGAACAAUUAGGCGCUCUGUGGGUCAGCAUAGUGCUAGACCCAGGCAGCAACAAGCAUCACAGGAUGCAAUGGAGGCAGCUGCUCGAAAAAUGGUCUGCGGUGGAGGUGUGUCCCACUGAGGACCCAGAUUACCGUUCCUUUCCUUUGUAUGCAAGAGAAAGGGAGAGAAACGAGAGGGAUCGCGACAGAGACCACAGGGACAGAGAUAGAGAACGGCAUCGCGAUCGAGAAGAGAGGGACAGAGAGAGACUGCGUGAACGCGAGGAGAGGGACAGAGAAAGGCAUAGAGAAAGACAAAGGAGAGAAAUGCAUUCCCAUUCUGAGAGUUCGGAUGAAGAUUCUAGACCAAACAAUUAUGAAAGAGAAUACAGAAGAGCCAGCAAAAGACUCAGACUUCAUAACCAAAGGCCUCCACCUCAAACCACUCCCCGGACUGUAUUCCACAAGGCCUUAGAUGCAGUGGACAUUUCUUGGGAAAACGAACAUUUGAAAAGCAUUCUCAGCAGUGAUGAGUACUGUGACUUUGAGAAGCCGGACAAAGCAGGCAGUUCAGGAACCAACACUCUACAGCCUUACCCCAAGUUCAACGAACUAGGACAACCUUUGUGGCAUGAGCACCUGCCGGUGGUGGGCGCGCGCAUCGAGGCGCUGCGUGCGCACGGACGCGCGCCCGCUGCGCUGCGCCUCGCAGUCAGCGCCGCGCGCGCGCUGCGACACCGCCAGGAAGUAGCGCAGCAGCGGUGGCAGAGCGCGGGUGCGGGUGCGGGAACGAGCGAAGCAUCGUCAUCGAGCGGGACUUGCGGCGCCAGCGAGACGUGUGCUGGGCUGUGCGAGCGCGUCAAGCUAUCGCUGCUGUGCGCGCACAUGGACGCCGGCGCCUGCCUGCCCAGCGGCGCCACGUGCGCACUCUCGCACACGCAGCGCUGCAUCGGACGAGACAGCCGCGGCUGGACGGGAUGGGCGCUAGAAGCGGUGUGGUGUGUGCACGAGUGCCUGGCCGACGCCUGCCUGGCUCCUGACGACCAGCGCGCCUCCCCGCGCCUGCACACGUACCUCGACGAAGAGCCCGCCACCGGAUUGCCGCCCAGGUACCAACAUGUGCCUGUGGCAGGUAGCAAGAACCCUGAAGAAACAUACCUGGCCUUAGCUUUAGAAGCAGCAUUGUUGGGUUUAGGCAUGCAACGAAUGCUUCCUAGUGGACUGUACGCACAGGAACGAUAUUGCAAACAGGAGGAGCGGCUGAUCUCCGCGCUGCAGCGCGUGGAGGGCGAGGCGGUGGCGGGCGUGUGCGCGCGCGUGGCGGCCGCGCUGCUGGCGGGCGGGCCGGCCUCGUGCCUGGGCGCGCGCGUGCAUCCGCGCUCGGCGCCCGCGCACACCUUCGCGCGCUACCUCUUCCUCGCGCUGCUGCCCAACGACCCAGACCUCGCCUACCGCGUGGGGCUGCGCGCCAUGAGGCUACCGAUGGUGGAGGAGGCGUACGCGCUGGACGCGGGCGGCUCGGGCUGUGGUGCAGCGUGCGGGGCGGGCGCCUGGCACACGCUGCAGCAUGCCGAGCAGCAGCAGGCCGCGCUCGCCAGCGCUCUACUCGGCGCUGCGCGAGGCACGCCGGCGCGGCUGCGCGCGGCGUUGGCAGCGGCGCAGCGGCACGUGCGCUCGGCCGCGCAGCUGUUCCGCCUGGCGCAGGACGCGCUGCGCCACGCCGCGCCGCCCGACGCGCCGCACCACCACCGCGACCUGCUCGCCGCUGCUUUCGAGCUGGGCCUGCAGGUACUGCGCAUGACGCUGUCUUCUGUGAAUUGGCGGCGGCGUGAAAUGGUUCGCUGGCUAGUCACGUGUGCUACGGAGCUGGGCCUCGACGCCUUGCUCUCUAUCAUGCAGAACUGGUACGAGUUGUUCACGCCGACGGAGGCGACGGGCCCGGUGGCGGCGGCCGCCAUGUCGCACGCCACGGCGCUGCGCCUCGGCCUCAGCUUCGAGCAGCAGGAGAAGCUCAGCGCCUGUGCGCGUACGCUGGCGCUGCAGUGCGCCGCCAAGGACCCGCCGGGGUGCGCGCUGAGCGCGCUGUCGGUGUGCGAGGGCUCGGCCGGCGCUUUCGAGGCGGCGUGCGCGGCCGUGGGUGGUGCGGCGGCCCGUGGCGCGCUCGCCUCCGGCCAGCUGUUCGCCGUGGCGCGCUACAUGGAGCAGCGCGGCCAGCCCGCGCGCGCCAUGCGCCUCGCCACGCUCGCCAUGCGCAACCUGCACCUGCACUACAACCAGGUGCGUGCAGCCCGCCUCCAGCCAGCUGUUCGCCGUGGCGCGCUACAUGGAGCAGCGCGGCCAGCCCGCGCGCGCCAUGCGCCUCGCCACGCUCGCCAUGCGCAACCUGCACCUGCACUACAACCAGGUGCGUGCAGCCCGCCUCCAGCCAGCUGUUCGCCGUGGCGCGCUACAUGGAGCAGCGCGGAGAGCCCGCGCGCGCCAUGCGCCUCGCCACGCUCGCCGUGCGCAACCUGCACCUGCACUACAACCAGGUGCGUGCAGCCCACGGCCCGUAGCCCGCAGCCCGCCCGCCUCCGGCCAGCUGUUCGCCGUUGCGCGCUACAUGGAGCAGCGCGGAGAGCCCGCGCGCGCCAUGCGCCUCGCCACGCUCGCCAUGCGCAACCUGCACCUGCACUACAACCAGGUGCGUGCAGCCCACGGCCCGUAGCCCGCAGCCCGCCCGCCUUCGGCCAGCUGUUCGCCGUGGCGCGCUACAUGGAGCAGCGCGGCCAGCCCGCGCGCGCCAUGCGCCUCGCCACUCUCGCCGUGUGCAACCUGCACCUGCACUUCAACCAGGUGCGCGCAGACCGCGGCCCGCAGCCCGCAGCCCGCCCGCCUCCAGCUAGCUGUUCGCCGUUGCGCGCUACAUGGAGCAGCGCGGCCAGCCCGCGCGCGCCAUUCGCUUCGCCACGCUCGCCAUGCGCAACCUGCACCUGCACUACAACCAGGUGCGUGCAGCCACGGCCCGCAGGCCGCAGCCCGCCCGCCUCCGGCCAGCUGUUCGCCGUUGCGCGCUACAUGGAGCAGCGCGGAGAGCCCGCGCGCGCCAUGCGCCUCGCCACGCUCGCCAUGCGCAACCUGCACCUGCACUACAACCAGGACAGCCACCCGGCGAUAGCGGACAUCCACUGGGCCGUGGCGCUGGCGCACUCGCUGGGCCGCGCAGAAUUACAAGCGAUGCUGCCACUACUUGUUAAAAAUGUUCAAUGUGCACCAGUCUUGUCGGACGUGCUGCGGCGCUGCUGCGUAGCGGCGGCGGGCUGCUCGCGCGCGCGGCCGGCGCCGCCGCGGCCGCCCACGCCGCUGCGGCCGCUGCUGGAGGCGGCGCUGCGCGCGUACGCCUCCACCACGCACGCGCGCCUCGCACACAUCUCGCCGCGCCACUACGCAGACUUCGUCGACUUCCUCGACAUCACAACAACUCGCUCACCGUUAUACGUGUUGCAGCCAUCACAACAACUCACACACCGUUAUACGUGCUGCAGACAUCACAACAACUCAGACACCGUUAUACAUGCUGCAGACAUCACAACAACUCACACACCGUUAUACGUGCUGCAUACAUCACAACAACUCAUACACCGUUAUACAUGCCGCAGACAUCACAACAACUCACACACCGUUAUACGUGCUGCAGACAUCACAACAACUCACACUUCGUCAUACGUGCUGCAGACAUCACAACAACUCACUCACUGUUAUACGUGCUGCAGCCAUUACAACAACUCACACACCGUUGUACAUGCUGCAGACAUCGCAAUAACUCACACACCGUUAUAUGUGCUACAGACAUCACAACAACUCACACACCAUUAUACAUGCUACAGACAUCACAACAACUCACACACCGUUAUACGUGCUACAGACAUCACAACAACUCACACACCAUUAUACAUGCUACAGACAUCACAACAACUCACACACCGUUAUACCUGCUACAGACAUCACAACCACUCACACACCGUUAUACAUGCUGCAGACAUCACAACAACUCACACACCGUUAUACAUGCUGCAGACAUCACAACAACUCACACACCGUUAUACGUGCUACAGACAUCACAACAACUCACACACCGUUAUACAUGCUGCAGACAUCACAACAACUCACACACCGUUAUACAUGCUGCAGACAUCACAACAACUCACACACCGUUAUACGUGCUGCAGACAUCACAACAACUCACACACCGUUAUACAUGCUGCAGACAUCACAACAACUCACACACCGUUAUACGUGCUACAGACAUCACAACCACUCACACACCGUUAUAAACAUGCUGCAGACAUCACAACAACUCACACACCGUUAUACAUGCUGCAGACAUCACAACAACUCACACACCGUUAUACAUGCUGCAGACAUCACAACCACUCACACACCGUUAUAACAUGCUGCAGACAUCACAACAACUCACACACCGUUAUACAUGCUGCAGACAUCACAACAACUCACACACCGUUAUACAUGCUGCAGACAUCACAACCACUCACACACCGUUAUAACAUGCUGCAGACAUCACAACAACUCACACACCGUUAUACGUGCUGCAGACAUCACAACAACUCACACACCGUUAUACGUGCUGCAGACAUCACAACAACUCACACACCGUUAUACAUGCUACAGACAUCACAACCACUCACACACCGUUAUACAUGCUGCAGACAUCACUACAACUCACACACCGUUAUACAUGCUGCAGACAUCACAACAACUCACACACCGUUAUACAUGCUGCAGACAUCACAACAACUCACACACCGUUAUACAUGCUGCAGACAUCACUACAACUCACACACCGUUAUACAUGCUGCAGACAUCACAACAACUCACACACCGUUAUACAUGCUACAGACAUCACAACCACUCACACACCGUUAUACAUGCUGCAGACAUCACAACAACUCACACACCGUUAUAACAUGCUACAGACAUCACAACAACUCACACACCGUUAUACAUGCUGCAGACAUCACAACAACUCCUACACCGUUAUACGUGCUGCAGACAUCACAACAACUCACACACCAUUAUACGUGCUACAGACAUCACAACAACUCACACACCGUUAUACGUGCUACAGACAUCACAACAACUCACACACCGUUAUACAUGCUGCAGACAUCACAACAACUCACACACCGUUAUACGUGCUACAGACAUCACAACAACUCACACACCGUUAUACCUGCUGCAGACAUCACAACAACUCACACACCGUUAUACGUGCUGCAGACAUCACAACAACUCACACACCGUUAUACGUGUUGCAGACAUCACAACAACUCACACACCGUUAUACAUGCUACAGACAUCACAACAACUCACACACCGUUAUACAUGCUACAGACAUCACAACAACUCACACACCGUUAUACGUGCUGCAGACAUCACAACAACUCACACACCGUUAUACGUGCUGCAGACAUCACAACAACUCACACACCGUUAUAA